UUUAAAUAUUCAAAUGACAUGAGUAAUGGCGGAUGAUAAAUGACGUGUAUUUAAAAUACGAUCCAAACAACUUCCGUACCGGAGCGAUCGAUCAGUGAUGCAAACCAAUUCGCAACGGAAAUUAUGCGACAUAAUUUGAGAUUUUUGAAAGCGUAAUGAGUGUACGAUCAGUGUCCGCCGAAACAGAUUGUAAAACUCCAUUGAGGCUUCACCUAGUGCGAGUUUCGCCGUGUUGUCGAUUGGUUUGGCUGUAUGCGCUGCAGCACAAAAUACCUUGCGAAUUAACAGAUGUUAAUGUCUUCAACGGAGAACACCGUGAGCCGAAGUUUGUGGCGAUGAAUCCACACGAAGAAGUUCCGAUACUGACCGAUGGAAACACGACGGUUUUUGGAGGGAUGGCAAUACUACGUUACCUAUCUCAGAAGUACACAGACUUUGCUGGCUGGGGAAAAACAAGUGAAGACCGCCAUGGGGUACAUUCAGUUCUAGACUGGGCUUGCUCCAAGUUGCUAAAUGCUCUAGGCUACAAAUACGUGUAUCCUCAGUUAUUGGAAAGAUACCACCUUUCUAACGAAGCUGCCACGGAGGAACUAGUCGAGAAAGGACUGUCAGAGGCAAGUGAACUCCUCGAAACCUUAGAGUAUUACUUUCUUGGAGACAACCCAUUCUUGUGCGGAUCUGAGCUCACUGUAGCUGACAGUUACGUAGCAACCAUCCUAUGUCAGGCAGAGUGGGUAGACCUUGACUUUAAGCUUUGGCCCAGGCUUUCGGAGUGGCUAGCGAGGGUCAAAGGUCAAAGACAUUGGCGUGAGGUACAUUCUACGCAUGACGAGUUCCUUCAGAAGCUUAAGAAAGAUCAAUCCAUUUAAUGCGACUCGUCUUGACGCCGCUUAACAUGCCAACCGUAUUUGCAAGGAACUUUUCAACCGCCUAACAGUAAAAACUACUUAAAGUUCAUGAACGACAAGAUACCACGCCGCAUUUUUUUGUUUUUUGUUUCGUUUGUUUGGUUAAAUAAUAAUAAUUAUAAGUCAAAUCAUUAAUCUUAUCCCGACAGUCAGAGAAAUCUGUCGUCUUUUCUCCCCUAUCUAAAUCAGUGGAGUGCGUUCUCAUUGAGACUCUUUUGGGGGAUUGGCGCGAGGAGACGAUGGGCUCAGAGUAACACGGACAGAUAAAAACACUCACAUUCACUUCAUUGCAGUAAGUUUAUUCGGUAGAUAUAACCAAAACAAUACAUUAAAACAAUAGAAUACUUUAAAAAAUCCAAAUUUCUAUCACUAAUUAUCUAUCCAUAUUUGAAAGCACCUCUCUAAAUAUAUGAAGGCUAUCUGACUGCAA
Messenger RNA from Stylophora pistillata, 1338 nucleotides. Its product is annotated as glutathione S-transferase theta-1. Lineage: Eukaryota; Metazoa; Cnidaria; Anthozoa; Scleractinia; Pocilloporidae. Gene Ontology annotation, cellular component: cytoplasm. Gene Ontology annotation, molecular function: glutathione transferase activity. Gene Ontology annotation, biological process: glutathione metabolic process. The record is from RefSeq and is a predicted model, not a curated record.